GUGAGAAUGAGAGAAGACCACGACCCUACUACACGUUAACUAACAAAAUGUGUUGUAAUACAACGUACAUCUUUGUGAGAAGGGCGUAACCCUCACAGAUUAUCGAAAAAAAAACAGUCGAUUGUGAUUAUAAAAUCACAGAUAUGAGAUUAACGACCAGUCGUGGUCUCGAGGUCGUCCAAGGAGGCGUAUUCAUUCCGUAAUAUUCACUCAUUCAUACAAUUGCACAAUAAUUCGUAAAGCCAGUGAAUAUAAGUUUUCGAAUAACGUGUACUAUCUUGGACAGUCUAGUUCACAAAUAUAUUUAAACGCCAACGUUCUAAAAAUAUAUUUACACGCUUCUAAGACACUAACACUAACAUAACGUUGUGUAAAAAUAUUUUGCUUGUGAACUUGACUAUAUAAGUGACUGUUGACUUUAAACUUUCAGUUUGUGAAUCAGUUAAGAACAAGAAAAGUGUGUAUUGUUUUCAUUGAAAAUGACAAAAGUGCUAGUACAGCAGGGUUGGUUGGAGGGCGAAAAGAAGGAAUUAGUGACCAAAGAUGGUCAUUUUUACAGUUUCAAAGGCGUGCCUUACGCCGCGCCUCCGAUAGGCAAGCUGAGGUUCAAGGCACCGCAACCGCCAAUACCAUGGGAUGAAGUGAGGAAAGCAACACAACACGGGCCCGUGUGUCCGCAGUAUGACUUCUUUGCCAACAGAUUUAUCGAAGGCAACGAAGAUUGCCUCUAUCUUAACGUGUACACUCCAGAGCUUCAGCCUCCCAAACCACUACCUGUCAUGGUGUACAUCCAUGGCGGCGUCUUUAAGAGCGGCUCAGGAAAUGAUGAUUUCUAUGGACCAGACUUCUUAGUCAAACAAGGAGUUAUACUAGUUACAGUCAACUACAGACUAGAAGUCUUAGGCUUCCUAUGCCUAGACACUGAAGAUGUACCAGGUAAUGCAGGAAUGAAAGAUCAAGUAGCAGCGCUUAGAUGGGUAAAGAGUAACAUAGAUAGAUUUGGUGGCGAUCCUAACAAUGUAACACUUUUUGGCCAAAGUGCCGGUGGGGCCGCCACGGCCUACCAUGUGCUAUCUCCGAUGUCAAAAGGAUUGUUCAAAAGGGCUAUAGCAAUGAGUGGGGUACCUAAUUGCGAUUGGUGUGAAAAUUUUGAACCGAAAGAGCGUGCGUUCAAACUUGGCAAGCAAUUGGGAUUAGAUACAGACAACCCCGAUAAACUUCUUGAAUUCUUUCAGAGUCUCCCUGUAGAAAAACUAGUAGACACUGGUCCCUGCUUGUUAGCUUUUGAGGAUGUUUUGAAUAUGGAGGCUGGAAAAACGAAUUAUUUUGUUCCCGUAGCAGAAAAAGAUUUUGGUCAAGAAUUCUUUUUAAAUGAAGACCCGUUCGAAGCGCUCAAAGCAGGACGAGUAAAUGAAGUAGACUUAAUGAUUGGCUACACUAGUGAAGAAGCACUUUUUAUAGCUGGUAUGGCUCAACCAGACUACCUGACUCGAUUCGAAAACUGGCCAGAACUAUUGGUCCCAAAAAAGGUUUCAUACAAUGUUCCACAAAGGAAAAUCUUGGAGUUGGGAAAGCGAAUUAAAGAGCAUUAUUUUGGGAAGAAAGCUAUUAACGAAAAAUCUGUUAAAGAGUUCAUUAAUUUCUUUUCGCAAACUGGGUUCACUUACCAUAUUCAAAGAUUCGUGCAACGUAUACCAAAACUGCGGAACACUAAGAGAUAUUUCUACCUAUUUGAUAUGCGAUCGGAUAGAAACUUUUUCGCCCGCCGGGCAGAGACGGAAUUCGGCCUUACUGGCGCCUCGCAUUUAGAUGACUGCCUCUACCUGUUCCAAGCCAAUGCGUUUCCUCUGAAAGUGGACACACAAUCAAAAGCAUACAGCUUGAUACAGAAGACGUGCCUGCUAUUUACUAACUUUGCAAAAUACGGCGACCCAACCCCCGACGCAUCGCUCGGCGUCCGCUGGCCCGAGUUCGAUGCGCGAGAGCAGCGUUACCUGCGCAUCGCGGAGCAGUUCGAGGUCGGCGACCAUCUGCACACGGACAUGGUGGACUUCUGGAGGGGCGUGUAUGACGAUGCCGGCAUUGAGUUUUAAUUGUGAACAAAUUAUAUAAAUAUAUGUUCAAUGAUGAAAAUACAAAAUGAAGGAGAGUUUUAUAAAAACAUUCGUAUGUAUUUGAAUGUAAAGAGUCAUAUAUAUUUAUUUACAACAGCUGAAAGCGCCUCUACCAGAAAUCAACGGGAUCCUGGAAGGUUAGUUCAUAAUUGUGUUCCCAGGACAGCAUUAUAUUCCAAUCACUGUUUUGUGAUGCGCAUGAAAUUUUUUAACUAGUUCCCAAAAUCUAUAACAGAACUGCCUGUACAUAGAUUAAGAAACAAAUUAAUGAAGCUAUUGUCUGAUAAAAGCUAUUAGUGUAAAAGAUUUCCUCUCUAAAGAUAUACAGCCAGAUUUGUAGUACUUAAGUAGUUUCAAGAUUUUGCAUGCUAGUACAACCUGUUUAGUACAAAUAGCAGUACCCCUAGUGUAAAUUUGAUCGAUAUCAUAACGUGACGAACGCGUUUGCGUUAAGUCUCAUUUUGUAUAGGAUUUUGAGUUUCCAAAACGUCCCGCUUGGCGCGCUCUUUCUGAAUCCAAUACAAAAUGAGACUAAACGCAAACGCGUACGUCACGUUUCGAAAUCGAAUUUAUUUACACUAGGGGUACUGAACAAGCAACCAAUUGUCACUUACCACCUAAGACACUACUGUACCUACUUAUUCUUUGCAAAUAAAUACAUACAUAUACAGGGUGAUUCAGGAGACGUGAGCAGGAUCAAGCUUGAGCAUUCAGUAAGUUAUAAGCAACUGUUUCGUACCAGUAUUUGUGAGAUUAACGUUCUUUUAUUUUUUUACCGUUCAAAAAAAAUUGUUUUAAUUUAUUUACGCCAUGUAUGGGCACCCUCUUUGUUUUAUCCAUAACAAGUGACAAAUUGAAUGUCAUCGGAGUCUGGUUACUUUUGAAAAAUCGUAUCUCACACAAGUGUGACAUUUUGUUUUCUUCAUAAUCAAACUGCUGUCAUAACGGUUAAAGAGGUAUUAUCUUUCUUAAUUAAGUGUUGUAGGGUGUCCAUGAUUGUAGAUUAUCAAAUUUGUCCUUCCCAAAAAGUUAAAUAACAGAAAUAAAGCGAGAUUGUUUUACUUAAAUAUGAUGAUGAACGGUUCAUUAACAUUUACUGAUUGUGUAGGCUUAGUCCUGCUCACGUCUCAUGAAUCACCCUGUAUACAAUGCUUAAUUAAACUGAUACGACAUAAUGCCGUUAUAUUUAUGAAGGGUUGAGGUAAGGAGAACAAUCUAAGUAAGUGUAUGAAAUGUGUCCAUCAAUAAACCUAAAAUAGGCGGCGCCACAAUACAUCGCGAACAAAUUUCUGCCUGCCUAUGAAGCCGAUGGUCCCGGGUUUCAAUCCCGGUAAGGGCAUUUAUUUGUGUGAUGAAUACAGAUGUUUGUUCCUGAGUCAUGGGUGUGUUAUAUGAAAUAAAAUUAUCAACACUUAAAAAAUCUAGCAUUUUUUUUCCAUUGCUUUCUCAAACAAACGAAAGUCAACCCAAUUUUCUACAUAACAAGGUUUAAAUUAAAAAUAGGAAAAUUAAAUCAAAUCUGAGUAUUGCGACUUUCUCAAAGCUAUUUUAACAUUUCAAAGAUUAAAUAAGUGUCACUUAAAUGUUAUUCAAAUUCUGAAAUGUAAUUUUUAUUACAAAUUCUAUAAAUGAAAAGUUCCCAUAAAUUUUAUUGAAAGUAAAAAAUAAUUUGAAGUAAACUUCACAGCUAAUUCAAAGAUUAAUUUGAAUUCGAGACACUGAUUAAAGUUGAAAGCGUAUUGCUUUUGUUUAUAGAAUUAAUGUAAUUACAUUAUGUCUAAUUAGAAUAUAGAUUUACUGUGUAU
This is a messenger RNA of Cydia pomonella (codling moth), 3919 nucleotides long. Its product is annotated as juvenile hormone esterase-like. The transcript has 3 exons. The coding region runs from base 480 to 2093 and encodes 537 amino acids. The record is from RefSeq and is a predicted model, not a curated record. NCBI's taxonomy places the organism in Eukaryota, Metazoa, Arthropoda, Insecta, Lepidoptera, Tortricidae.